ACUUGACCACAAACCAAAAUUUGGUCGCUAUUAUCAACAAAAUCUUUUGCUCGUAGUUCCCAUCACCACCAUCAUAUAACCAUUCAUUCAUUUUCAGGACUGUCAUGUCAUUGUCAACAGCUAGUUUUUUCUACCACUAGUUGCCAUUACACACUCCACCUCACCCACCGCACUCCGCGGACCUUAUGGCGGGAACCGCCCAUUUACUCAUCCUCACGGCGCAUUCCGCCACCACUUCCUCAUUCCCUCGUCCAAACCCUCUAUUUCUCGCUUCACGCCGCUGUCAUCUUCACUCCGCUGUUAAAUCCUUCACUCUACGCCCUGCUGUUUAUGUACCAUCUCCCUUCAGGGCCUGUGCUCAAUCCCAUCAGAUAGAUGGUAGUGGAGGCAAAGAGGCAAAAGGACUGACUUGGGUGGAACCCAUUUUGAGAUUUGCUAGGGGCAAUGUUUUACCCUUAGCUCUGAUUUCUGCGGUGACGUUAGGAUUAACAUAUCCUAGUCUUGGUUGCGCUGUUGACAAAUAUCAUGUGUCCAAAAUUGGGCCGUUUGGAAUUUUUGUUAUCUCAGGGUUGGUGUUGCGAAGUGAAGAAAUUGGUGCAGCUGUAGAAGCAUGGCCUGUUGGACUCUUUGGGCUAGUAUCUAUUUUAUUUCUUACACCAUACUUUUCUAGGCUAAUAUUGCAAAUUCAGCUCCAACCCCAAGAAUUUAUUACAGGGCUAGCCAUAUUUUGCUGUAUGCCAACUACAUUAUCAAGUGGUGUCGCACUUACCCAGCUUGCUGGGGCAAAUUCUGCACUGGCUCUUGCAAUGACAGUAAUAUCUAACUUGUUAGGAAUAUUAAUCGUUCCAUUUUCCAUCACAAAAUUUGUAGCUAGUGGAGUUGGAGUGACUUUACCCACCAAGCAGUUAUUUAAAAGUCUUGUUCUUACCAUAUUAAUCCCCCUUAUUUUGGGAAAGGUUCUACGUGAAUCUUUUAAAGGUGUUGCUGACUUUGUUGACGGAAACCGUAAGCUUUUCUCAGGGAUCAGUGCAUUUUUCCUCAGCCUGGUACCAUGGACACAAGUGAGCAAGUCAAGGUCACUGCUGCUAAUAGUGGAGCCCAAAGUUUUUCUUAUCGCUAUUGGACUGGGAGCACUUCUUCAUGUGACCUUAUUGGUAUUCAAUAGCAUUGCCGUCCGGAGUCUUUCAGUUAUCUCAGGUGGUGAAAAAUCAACUUUUUCUCGUGAAGAAAAUGCCAACGCACUCAUACUAGUUGCAAGCCAGAAAACAUUACCAGUAAUGGUAGCAGUUAUAGAGCCACUUUGCGGUGCAUUUGGAGAAUCUGGGUUACUGGUUCUUCCUUGUAUCGCAACACAUCUAAUCCAGAUUAUCGUGGACUCUUUUCUCGUAAACUUCAUGCAUCGCAAAGACAAUCCCAAUAAUGUCAAGUUGGCUUAAGGAGAGCAAAUUUUAGUCAUUCUGGCAGUUGGUCGCAGCAUAUUGUUUCCAAUCUUUACUAUAAUUCAAUUUAUAUAAUGGAUAUAGUAGAAAUAAUCUCUAAUUUCUAUUCACUUAUAGAGGAUUUAUAUUUAUUUCUCUAUGCUUAUACCAAAGCAUCAAGUAAGCAGUUCCCCUGAUGGAAGUUGGUUGAUAGCAUAUUUGGACUUUUACAUGUUCUCAUUCUCCAGCUGAGUGUGAUGAAGUGAUUAGUGAAUGCUACUUUUGUUUGUAUUUGGGGUAGUGAAAUUUACAGAGAAUUAUUGGCUUUCUGAAAAGCAAUGUAUAUUGUUCCUUUCAUUGUUUAAGUUUAAUUAGAUUUGAGUUAAGUAUAUUUUGAUCACUA
This is a messenger RNA of Trifolium pratense (red clover), 1821 nucleotides long. Its product is annotated as probable sodium/metabolite cotransporter BASS4, chloroplastic. Bases 186 to 1436 code for a protein of 416 amino acids. Lineage: Eukaryota; Viridiplantae; Streptophyta; Magnoliopsida; Fabales; Fabaceae. The record is from RefSeq and is a predicted model, not a curated record. The transcript is spliced from 14 exons. Gene Ontology annotation, cellular component: chloroplast envelope.